Molecule: messenger RNA, 2253 nt
Organism: Syngnathus acus (greater pipefish)
Lineage: Eukaryota; Metazoa; Chordata; Actinopteri; Syngnathiformes; Syngnathidae
Product: transmembrane protein 158
Exons: 1
Coding region: 258-962 (234 amino acids)
Source: RefSeq, a predicted model, not a curated record
CAUCCCGAUCGAGCUCUCGUUCUUUUUCCCUUUGGUGAAUGACAACGAGGGGGGUAAAUGGAUUGAGGGGAGCCACGCAGGACACAGUUGGAUGAGGAGGAAAGGAGGAGGGGGUGCGCGCGUGUGACAGCCAUUGGACAUUUCCAUUCCCACCAGUCGGGAAGAGGAUAGAAUCUCUCCAUCUGGAUCGGCGCAGUUAAAAAUCACCAGCGGAUCGUCCCACGCACCAUGCGAGCAGGUGAGACGCGCCCCGGGCCAUGCUGAACAAGUGUCGGACCCUGCUGCUGGCGCUGACCGCGGUGGCCGGACUUGUCCAGCGAUGCCAGAGCUGGAGCGACGAGGACAUGCUGCUGCCGCCCGUCAACUCCUCCAACAGGUUCCUGGCCGACUUUGGGGUGGACGUGCGCUUGUCCAAGAGGUCCGCGGAAGGGAGCGAAGCGUCCCCGGACGCGUCGUCGUCCCUGCAGACGCCGUCCCAAUGCAACGUGAGCGUCCAGAGACUGCUGCCCUCCUCGUUGGUGGCCCGCUGGGACAGCAGCUUCGGCUUCCAGUGCGACGUGCUCAUCUACACCACCAACAACCACGGACGGGCUUUUUUCUCCGCCUCGUUCAACCGGGCCAUCUCGCCCGUCAUCAUCGAGCAUCUGGGGACCACCGGGGGUCAGCAGGAGUUGAGGCUAUGCGUGGGUUGCGGGCUGUCCCGCUACAGGAGGCUCGUCCCCGGCAGGGCGAGGGGCCAGCAGAGCGGCGAUCAAGUCACGUUUUGCUGCGUGGAUUUCAGCCUCGACGAGCUGAAGGGUGACAAAAGUUGGAGGCUGAACAGAAAGCCCAUCGAGUCCACACUUGUGGCUUGUUUCAUGACUCUGGUCAUUAUUGUGUGGAGUGUUGCUGCUCUCAUAUGGCCGGUUCCUAUCAUUGCAGGCUUCCUACCUAAUGGGAUGGAGCAGAGAAGACCAAGAUGACUGAUCUGAUCUGACGAGCCCGUGCUGCCUAUACCUAAAAUUAAUUGUAGCCAUUAUACUCCUUGCCACAAUGAAUGAAUGACUGUUAAUUGAAAUGUAGGUCAUUUGGAAUUCCAACAAACCUCUUCAGAGGAACAAGGUAGGAAUGUUCUCUAUGUAUGCGUGAGUUCUAGUGGGACCAAUCUGUUUUUGUAUACUUGUAGGCCUAUAUAGCCAAAUAUGUCAGCGUAUAUCGUGCACAAUUUUCUCUCAAAACCGUCUUUGUAGUUUUCAACCUUUCUAGAAUGUUUGCCUUAUACCUCGUGUAGAACUUUUGCACUGCACAUGUACUGAAAACAUAUAAUCGUUGUAUAAAAUGUACGCCUUUUCUGACAAAGGAGUUGUUGAAGUGGUUUUCACUUUUCAGUGUUUUUAAUGAUAGAUUUAUAAUAUCAAGAUCAAUAUACAGUAUGUGUUUUAUUUGUAUCUGUUACAAUAUAAACAAUAUACAUUACAAUAAAAUAUUAGACAUUUUAUCUAUGCUGUUUAUUUUGUGAUUUAAAAAUAAGUUUUCUUUUUGCACUAGAACACAUCUUGAGAAGCAAAUGAUUGGAAAUGUGGGAAUUUUAAAAAUGACAAAAUUGUGAUUGAUGACUGAAUCUGUCUGCCCCACUCCUAAUGGGGAGAAAAAUGUCUGUUUGUACAAUAUGAGAAGCAGUAUAGCCUAUAGGGAUGGUUAUUGAUUAGAAAUGACUGAUCCCUGUUCCAUUAUCAAUACUCCUUAUCGAUACAUUUUCCCAUCGAUUCUCAUUGUUUGAGGAGAAGAAAUAAAUUCAAAUGAUAUAUGAUAUCAAUGAUAAUCUCUACAUAAGUCUGAUAUCAGGCCUUUAUUGACUGACAUUUGCUAAUAUGCAUUGCUUGAGGGUUUCUGUGGCGAACAUAAUUGAAUUCCGGAGGAAAGAAAAAGCAUUUUAAAUGCCUCCAAAGGCAGAAACGUGACAAACAAGCCAUUCAUACGCAUUGUGCCAAACCCCGCGACUCCCUGCUGUGCACUUUAAAGGGAACACUAUCACCCAGACAUAUCUGCAGAAAAGGCUCCACUACUCCUGAGGCUUUGGGUUUUUUUUUUUUAAAUACCCAUUCAUGGCCACAUUCAAGAUGAUUUGUUGUCUUUUGUCUUUUUAAGCUUCUGGUUUUCAAAAAUCCUCUAAUCAUGAAAAACAGGUCAGACUAAGCUUUGUUACUUAGUUAAGGCGUUGCUUCAAUUUGUAUGCGAAGUUGUGAAGAAAAAAAACCCCUAGUACAUUUCAGU